This is a messenger RNA of Macrosteles quadrilineatus (aster leafhopper), 377 nucleotides long. Its product is annotated as 60S ribosomal protein L38. NCBI's taxonomy places the organism in Eukaryota, Metazoa, Arthropoda, Insecta, Hemiptera, Cicadellidae. The record is from RefSeq and is a predicted model, not a curated record. Gene Ontology annotation, biological process: translation; protein-RNA complex assembly. The transcript has 5 exons. The coding region runs from base 126 to 338 and encodes 70 amino acids. Gene Ontology annotation, cellular component: ribosome; cytosolic large ribosomal subunit. Gene Ontology annotation, molecular function: structural constituent of ribosome.
GCUACCGGAUGCAUGUAUUGUAAAACAAUUGUUUACAUGUCUUUGCUUACUCCUGAGCUUCCUCCUUUUAGAACUAAUCUUCAUUGACAGGUUAGAUACAUCUGCCUGCUCAUCUAACCUCAAAAAUGCCGAGGGAAAUUAAGGAGAUUAAGGACUUCCUGCUGAAGGCAAGAAGGAAAGACGCCAAAUCGGUUAAGAUAAAGAAGAAUCCUGAGAACACCAAGUUCAAGGUGAGGUGUUCCCGGUUCCUCUACACCCUCGUUAUCCGAGACAAGGAGAAGGCAGAGAAACUGAAGCAGUCCCUACCUCCAGGUCUUCAAGUUAAGGAAGUAAAAUGAGUGUUUUAAUUUUUAUUUAAAUAAAAAAAAUAUUUUAAA